This is a messenger RNA of Sorex fumeus (smoky shrew), 2090 nucleotides long. RefSeq names its product GH3 domain containing (gene GHDC). Lineage: Eukaryota; Metazoa; Chordata; Mammalia; Eulipotyphla; Soricidae. The transcript is spliced from 9 exons. The record is from RefSeq and is a predicted model, not a curated record. Bases 44 to 1825 code for a protein of 593 amino acids. Gene Ontology annotation, molecular function: acid-amino acid ligase activity. Gene Ontology annotation, cellular component: cytoplasm.
GGUGGCCCUGGGUUCAGCAGAGGCACUGGAGAGUGGCCAUGACAUGUUCCUGGAUAAGCCCCACUGCGUGCAGGACCCUGGGAUAAGACCAUCCUCUACCCCUGGGGGCGGGAGAGUCACCGUGUGCUCUUACCGGUCAGGGUCCCCACGGGAGGCCGCUGACCCAGUCACCCAGGGCACAGGAUCCAAACUCAGACACUGCUUGGAGAUGCUGUCCCCGCUGCUGUCCUUGCUGCUGUCCCCACUGCCGCUGGCCCUGCUGUUGCUGGUUCUGCUGCUGCUGCCACUGGCCAUGCUCAGCUCGCUGUGGCCUGAGGGUGCCCGGCCGUCCUGGCUUUCUGGCCUCCAGUACUGGGGGGCCCAGGAGGCCCUGGGCCGGGCAGCCGCGUGGCAGCAGCAGAAACUAGAGCAGAGCACGCGGCUCGCCAGCCAGAGCCAGCAGCAGGCCCUGGAGCGGUGCCUGCAGGGAGCCUCGGGGUCCCGAGGGUCCCUCCCGGAGAGCACAGACUUGAACACCUUCCGGAAGCAUCUCCCUCUGAGCAAGCCUGGCCAGGCCCAAGCGGAUGAAAGUGGGGGGCAGCACCUCCCCCCAAGCUCUGAGCAGCGCUCUGGGGAGGCAUCUUUGCAGGCCACCUUGCUGGGUCUGGCCGCCCUCCACAAGGCCUUCCCGGAAGUGCUGGCUCCAGGAAGCAGGGCUCAGGUGACCCCCUCAUCCCCCUGGCUGCACCCACUCCCCUGGCCCUGCCAGGUUCUAGCCCCCUGCAGGGCCAGGGACCCCCAAGUCCUGCUCUUGGAGGCCCUGAGGUCCCCGGGGCUGCGGGCCCUGGAAGCAGGGACGGCUACGGAACUCCUGGAUGUCUUCUCAGGCCUAGAGGCCGAUGGGGACAUGCUGGCCGAGGCACUGGCCACAGGGACAGCAGGCACACCCCUACCUGGCCGGGCAGCUGAGCUGCGGGCCGCCCUGGAGCACGGGCCACGGGGACUGGCCCUGCGGCUGUGGCCGCGGCUGCAGGUGGUGGUGACGCUGGACGCAGGCGGCCAGGCCGAGGCCGUGUCUGCCCUGGAAGCGCUGUGGUGCCGGGGGCUGGCCUUCUUCUCUCCGGCCUAUGCUGCUGCCGGAGGGGUGCUGGGCUUGAGCCUGUGGCCGGAGCAGCCCCGUGGGCUGUACCUUCUGCCCCCCGGAGCACCCGUCAUCGAGCUGCUCCCCGUCCAGAGAGGCGCCCAGGACGAGACCACUGCCCCUGUCCUUCUGGCCGAGGCCCAGGAGGGCCAGGAGUACGAGCUGGUGCUGACUGACCACACCGGCCUCACCAGGUGCCGCCUGGGCGAUGUGGUCCUCGUGACCGGUGCUUAUAACCAGUGUCCUAUUGUCCGGUUCAUGGGCAGGCUGGGUCAGGCCCUGAGCGUUCGAGGAGAGGAUGUCAGUGAGGACACGUUCUCUGCGGCCCUGGACCAGGCGCUGAAGCAGUGGCCAGGAGCCAAGCUGCUGGACCAUGGCUGUGUGGAGAGCAGCAUCCUGGAUUCCUCCCAGGGCUCUGCACCUCACUAUGAGGUCUUUGUAGAGUUGAGGGGGCUGAGGAACCUGUCAGAGGAAAAUCGAGACAAGCUCGACCACUGCCUCCAGGAAGCCUGGCCUCGCUACAAGUCCCUGCGCGCCUGGGGCAGCGUGGGCCCGGCCAGGGUACACCUGGUGGGGCCUGGGGCCUUUGGGGCCCUCCGGAAAGCCCUGAGAGCCUGCCCUGAGUCCCCCUUCCCUCCCGAGAUGCCCCGGGUCCUGCGGUUCCCGGGCCUGGCCCAGGUCUUGCAGAGGAGGGUGUUGUCCUGAGUGCAGCUGCUGGGCCUGCUGGAGGCCCCUGCCCCCUCACCCCCCAGGAGGACGCUCUAGAGCGUCUCUCAUCUGCAGGCCACCGGGCCUCUGUGCAGUGCCCCAGGCAGCCUGGCCCUGCCCCAAUGGCUGAGAAGCAGUGGGCCAGCAUGGGAGUCAGCAUCACGGCGGUGCUUGUUGGGGUGAGCUGAGGUGCUCUGGGUCCACAAGAUGCACACACACAGCAAUAACCCCCACAUUUGCCUUACUGGUCUUGGGACUGGAG